AUGAAACCAGCUGGUCGUACGUUCAUCAUAUCUGGGGGCUGUUCAGGGCUCGGUCUGGCCACAGCUCGUGAUUUACACCAAGCCGGAGCAUAUGUUGUUCUAUUGGACAGAAACGAAGACGCCGGCCAUGCCGCCAUUAAGGAGCUAGGCGAAGAAAAAGCAAAAUUUCUGCAGGCCGAUGUGACCGAAACAUCGAGCAUAAAAGCUGCGAUAAAGAGCACCGUGGAAUGGAUACAACAGACCGGAGCCGCUCUCGGCGGCGUGGUCGCUGCUGCGGGUAUUGCCUUCCCUGGAAAGGUCUAUAAUGCAAGAACCAACUCGCCAGUCUCAAUGUCGAGCGUUGACGCAGUCAUGACGGUUAACGUCCGAGGGACGAUCGACCUUGUCCGGCUCGCUGUGCCGCAUCUGAUAAACAAUACUCCAUUUACGGCGGAUGGCGAACGCGGUGUCUUGAUUCUAGUUGCUUCAUCUGCGGCGUUCGAUGGACAGCCGGGUCAGCUUGCCUAUUCAGCAUCCAAAGGAGCCAUUGUUUCGAUGACUCUGCCGCUGGCCAGAGAUCUCGCGCGAUAUGGCAUUCGAGUAGUCACCAUCGCCCCCAGUCUAUUUGAAAGCGAAAUGACCCGCAAUUUGUCUGCCAAAGCUCGAGAAAGUCUCGAAAGAGUAAUGGAAUUUCCGGUCAGGGCCGGAAAACCCGAAGAAUUUUCGAGCCUGGUCAUGCAUAGUAUUUCCAACUCCAUGUUGAAUGGCACGGUGCUCCGACUUGAUGGUGCCAUGCGAAUGCCGAGUAAGAUGUAG
This is a messenger RNA of Talaromyces proteolyticus, 795 nucleotides long. RefSeq names its product putative short chain type dehydrogenase. The transcript has 2 exons. The record is from RefSeq and is a predicted model, not a curated record. NCBI's taxonomy places the organism in Eukaryota, Fungi, Ascomycota, Eurotiomycetes, Eurotiales, Trichocomaceae. Bases 1 to 795 code for a protein of 264 amino acids. Gene Ontology annotation, molecular function: oxidoreductase activity.